Molecule: messenger RNA, 1170 nt
Organism: Macadamia integrifolia
Lineage: Eukaryota; Viridiplantae; Streptophyta; Magnoliopsida; Proteales; Proteaceae
Product: probable carboxylesterase 9
Exons: 1
Coding region: 1-1170 (389 amino acids)
Molecular function (GO): hydrolase activity
Source: RefSeq, a predicted model, not a curated record
AUGGCGACGGCGCAGGAAAAUCGCACCCACGCAAACACAGAAUCAGAUAGUCUGGAGUCUCUCGGCGGAGUGGAGCCGUUACAACAAGACGAGCAGCCUCAUGCUGGGGCCCACAUCAAUCCUUACGAACACAUGAAAUUCCAACUCAACCCUGACAACACUAUCACGCGGUUGUCGGAGCUCCCCACCCUUGCAGCAUCGGUUGACGAUCCGUUGGGGGACACAAGAGGCAUUUUGAGCAAAGACGUGACCUUCAACAAAGAAAAGAAAACCUGGGCUCGUAUCCUCCGCCCCAAACCGUCCGACCUCGAGCCCGGCGAGCGCCUCCCUCUCGUCAUAUACUUCCACGGCGGUGGUUUCACAACUUUCACCGCCGGCACCGUCUUCUGCAACAAUCUCUGCGAGCGCGCCGCUCGAUUAGUCCCAUGCAUUUUUGUCUCCGUGAGCUACCGUCUUGCACCGGAACAUCGUCUCCCGGCGGCUUACGAAGACGCAGAUGAUGCGUUGAUGUGGUUGAAGGAACAGGCGUUGGACACAGAGAACGGCGAGCCUUGGCUUAGGGAGCUCGCUGACUUCUCCCGGAUUCUGCUCUGUGGCUGGAACAGUGGAGCCAACGUGGCAUUCCACGCGAGAUUGAGGGCGUUGGAUCUGGAUCUUGGUCCACUGAAAAUCCUCGGAGUCAUGAUGACUCAGCCUCUGUUCGGUGGGAUGGAAAGGACCCAAUCCGAUUACAAAUACGCCGACGAUCAGAUGCUGCCGUUGACGGUGAAUGACCUGAUAUGGGAACUGGCCUUACCCGUCGGAGCUAACAGGGACCAUGAGUACUGCAACCCAUGGGGUAGCCCCGGCAUCAUUCAGAAGCUUCGGAAUAUGGGGAAGGUUCUGGUGAGAGGGUAUGGAGGGGAUAUCACCAUUGAUCGACAGAGAGCCCUGGUGGAGUUGCUGGUGAAGAAUGGGGUUCAGGUCGUGGCUCACUUCGAUGAUAUAGGCUUCCAUGGUAUCGACCUCAUCGAUUCCCGAAGGGCUGUGGCUACCCUCAAUUACUUGAAGGAUUUCAUUAAUUCUACUUCAUCCAAGCCCAAGCCAAAUAGGCCUCUCACCCACUGCCACUCCCACUCUCGCUCUCACUCCCAAUCCCACUCGUCCCCCGUGCCAUACCCCUCCAAGUAA